Molecule: messenger RNA, 5235 nt
Organism: Diprion similis
Lineage: Eukaryota; Metazoa; Arthropoda; Insecta; Hymenoptera; Diprionidae
Exons: 8
Coding region: 130-5163 (1677 amino acids)
Biological process (GO): protein phosphorylation; multicellular organism development; cell surface receptor protein tyrosine kinase signaling pathway
Cellular component (GO): signaling receptor complex
Molecular function (GO): transmembrane receptor protein tyrosine kinase activity; ATP binding
Source: RefSeq, a predicted model, not a curated record
AAAAAAGAAAAAAAAAAAACGAAGAGAAGUUAGCUCGGCUCGAUAAUGUAAAGCUGAACGGAGCCUUUGUCAACGAUAAAAUGAAUAGCGUAAGUACGUGAGUGUUAUCAGUGUUUAUCCUCGAUCAAGAUGCUGGCGCUUCGAUUGAUCCUGAUCUCCGUGACGUCUCUUCUUGUUUACGCCGAGGAUUCGACCACCUCCAUUCCGAACGACCUUCCGGCUCUGCUGACGGUAGCUUCGCAUCGUGACGAUACAGAUGCGUCAACCGAUUACCAGCGCCAGGGGAGAAUGUCGCUGCACGCCGAACUGCCCGCGUCAAAAGCGAAGAGGGAACAAGCGCUCCGGAACAUCCUGGCAGCAAAACGUCGCCAAGCCUUGGCGCAGCGUCCUGGAGAUCAACUGCGGGGCGUGAGCGCGUCUCGAAUGCGUGCUGAGGUACCAAAGGACGCAACUGACGUUCUGGAGGGCCAGGAGACCAGACACAACGUCUACGUCACGGCGCCCGGUGAAUCCAAGACGGUGAUCGGGGCCGAGGAAGAAACACCGGAACCGUUAAUCGGAACUGCGGGCAGGAAAGCCGAGAAGGAUUCGAGCCUGAUAGAGAGAAGCGGAAAUAUGACAUCUAAGAAUUCUGAAUCCGGGAAACAGACCGUGGAGUCGAUGGAUCUGGGCCAUGAUGACAGGAUGACGGUUGGAACAGAAAUCAGACACAAACCAUCGACCGGAUUUUCGAGGAGCGGGCAUUUCUCUACGACUAGAAACGGUUCUCAGCAACUGCAGAGGAUCGGUAGUGCUAAGAUCGCGUCGGGGAGCGAAUCUGAUCCUCGGAAAAGCAGUAGCAAUAAUACAGUGGUGAUGUCUGAGAGUCUGUACAAGCACUUUAGACCGGUGGAGAGCGACGUACCGAUCGAAGAGAUGACGCAGUUUUUGUACUUUGGCCAGAAGCUGAGUCCUGAAACGCAGAAUACGACGAGCAGUAACUCCGUCGAAGUUACACCGACGGUUUCCCCGGUUUUGAACUCGCGGAGACGCUUCAUCGGGAAGAGACUCAGCACGACGACGACGCAGGUCCCGGUUCCCACCCUGGAGGAGAUCAUUAACGAGGAGAUGAACAUCGCGGUCGAGAAGCAGACCAUCGAGAGGAACAAGAUCCCCAAUCUCAAGGUGCCCGCCUUCAGAAGUCCAAGCACCAGCAGUCUCUACUACCGAAAACCACCGACGAAGUCCGCCGACCCGACGAUCGUAUCGAACGUGAUCGGGGCUCCGGAGACGAGGAACGCGUCGGAGGGUGACGCCGUCGGCAAGGGCGAGGGGAGCCUCGCGGACCCGUCCGCUCACGCAUCGUCGGUUGACCAGGUGCUCGGCGAGACGCCGGUCCAAGGGAAAGGAGGCCCAGCAUCCCACGAGGCGGGAGCAUCUGGGAAUGCAGCCGGGGAAGACGGCUCGACCCAGAUAUCGAACGAGACGAGGAAUCUCGGUCCCUCGGUCGCGACGUCCAGUGGCGGGGGGAAGACGGAGUACCAGGAGGAUCCGGGAUCUGUGGUGAACGGUCACGCGGUGGGAUAUCCUUCAGGAAAAGCGACGGUGAUUAGUUCCAAGGACGACGACCCUCUGAGGAAGGUUUUCGCCGCGACGACCCAUCACCCGGAAACAACACGGAGCACGACCCUGAGGAUAGUCGUCGGCGAAACCUCGUCACCGAAGGCCGGAGAGGCGCUUCCAGGUGCGGGCUCUCCACCUGUCGUUCUGCCGGCGCAACAACACGUGUACGCGUACACGAUAACCAAUGUGACGCGGCUGUUGCGCAACUACUCCGGACCUGGGGUAAGCAGCAAGGAGGAAGGCGAGCAGCACCAGCAACCGGGCCCCGCGCCACUCGGGACCGCCGAGAUAAGCGACGGCUCGUCGAGCGGUAUAGUGGCGACGCGGUCGCGGUCCGAUCUCAGUGCCGGCUCAGCGGCUGAAGGAGUUACAACUUUGGAGGGGGAGCAGACCAGCCAUCGCAGUGGGGAUCACGGGCCCCGGUCAGACCCAUACGCAGCAUCCCGCGGUGAAACCUCGAUUCGAACGCCGCUCGAGGUAAACAAGCCUCAAAUAUCGGACUCGGAAGCCGGUCAGAGGGACCAGAGUUCCAUUGGGCCACUUUCCGCCGAGCUUGAUGACGAGAUAAACGUUCAGGACGAUUUGCGGGACGUGGACCAGCGCAUGUUGCUCAAAUCGGCGAGUGCAGUGUUGAACCAGAGACCCAGUGAGGAGCCGGUCGGCAAAGUCGCUCGUCAUCGGAACCAACCUCGCAGACAUCACUUCAGGGUGGAUCAACGAUUGGGGUUGAAAAAUCACGGGCGACAACCGCCAGUGAAGAACAAGGAAAGUGAGUCGGACUCGAGACGAUUCGUGACUGGCGAAGCGAGCGACAAGUCGACCGUGGUUCGGUCUAACACGUCGAAAACCUCUGAUGCGUCACUGCAUUCCGAUCGACCCACGGGUAAUGUUACACAAAGUGACGAGGACCAGAGAAGCGUAAAUGGGAAACGUAAUUUCGAAGAAAGUCUGGAACAAAUGACACCAGACAUGCUGGUGGAACAGCGACUAAGGAACGAAUCGGCCAUGACGGAUCGCGACGUUGCUACCGAUAUGCAGCUUUUGGAUGUCACCACGAAGCCUUCGGAAGCUAGAAACCUUACGCGAGGUGAGGAAAACUUUGACAGGUCGCAUGGACGCGACGAUAAUGACAAGCCAAACAGUUUUAGCGAGGUCAGGGUGACUUCUUCUAAAAGUGAAAUAAGCGGUGGUAGUUAUUCUAAUAGUUCAAGUGACGGUGUUGCUAGUGCGCAACCCAGUGAUAGGGCCCAGGCCCUUGGUGACGAUGCUUUCCAAGUGGAGGCGAGAGGCGGAACGAUUGAUCAGAGACCCGAAUCGACCGUGACGUCGGGCGAAGAAACUGUAACAGUACAAAGUACGAUUCCACCGUCGCUUUUCCCGGUCACUCCGAGGAUACUGUCGGCGGCUGAUGUGCUGGCGGAGAAAAAUGGGAACGCGGUUACUGUCGAGGAGUCGGUCACACAGGUUCCAGUUAUCAGAACGACUAAUUUGAGUGAGGCGAAUCGGCCCUUCGGGAUUGCCGAGGAUCUAAGUCCAUCGGAGAUCCAACAGAUGUACAGAUCGCCAAAUACGGUGAGACCCGAAGUGACGACGAUCCUGAAUCCAGAAGUACAAACGACGGAGGAAGGCCAAGGUGAAGGUGAAGGUGAAGGUGAAGGUGAAGGUGAAGGUGGACCGCCGCUGUUGACGGUCACGAAACCGAACGGUUCUCGAUCCGGGGGAAAUUCGAACGGUCAAGGAACCGUGAGCGUGGAGAGAUCGCCGGAAGUCAGAGGCAGGAACUUAUCGGACAAGUCGAGGGACAAGGACAACGUCCUGCCCAUAAUGCACCUGUACAAUGGAACGUCGAUCUUCAACGAAACCAGUUCUCCAGCCUCGAAGCCGUCCUCCCACGGAAUUGAAACUCUGCCCGUAAUACUUCCGGUCGCCGGGCAAGAGGAACAACAAGAUGAAAAAGAGCCGAGCUUGGCUACCGCGACUUCGCCUGCAACCGCAGGUUCACUUACUCCUGCGAAAACGGCAAAAAGUAAGACUCACGAGCAUCCUCCUCUCACAGCCGGCCGCAAUCCCGGCGCCCAACGACUUCCUGAUUCCUUGUCGAACAAGCCAGACAAUUCAACCAGGCAUCGAGCAGACCAGCCUGCACCUCACGAACCCGCAGAACCUUCGUACUCCAACCGAGCAAGUGGCCUGGCGAGUACCAUUGCUGGUGCUGGUGCUGGUGCUGGUGCUGGUGCAAACCGAACUCGACAACAGUGGCAACCCCAUGAAACCCCCGUGCCCAUGUUCAACUCCUCGACGUUUGAUCCUGCCGUUAACAGGACGUACCUCGUCGCCGAAGGCGACACCGUCGCCACUCAGGAGACGGUAGCCGUCGUCAGCUACAUCCUGGCGACCCUCGUCGUCUUUCCAAUCGCCGUUGGCGUCGGACUGAUUUUAAGAAGACUGAUUAUUAGAAAUCGCAAGAUGUUGGAAGAAUCGGAUACGUCAUCGGAGAUAAGCUGUAGGAAAGAUGGUCUGAAUCUGGAGAAGGGAGACUUCAAGACGUCGAUCGAGAAGGCGAUAACAAAACUGCCUCGAAUACAGCACCUGUGUCACGAGGGAGAAAAACCGCCUCCACCUCCGACCCAGGAAUCCAGGUGGGAAUUCCCGCGAGACAAACUGCGGCUCCAGACGGUCCUAGGUCAAGGAAACUUUGGGCAGGUCUGGAAAGCCGAGGCCGAUGACCUCACAGGUCACCAGGGCACGACGCGACUCGUCGCUGUUAAGACCGUCAAGGAAGGCGCCUCUUCCAGGGAGAAGGAGGAUCUCGUUCGGGAACUAGAAAUCAUGCAACAGUUGGGCAAUCAUCCGAACGUCGUCACCCUCCUUGGCUGCUGCACGGAGGAAGAACCCCAUUACCUGAUAUUGGAGUACGUGAUGUACGGAAAACUCCUCGCCUAUCUGCGUGAUCAUCGUACUAGACAAGACUUUUACAAUUUUAGCGAAGAUUCGGCGGCUCUGACUUCCCGGGAUCUCACCGUCUUUGGCUACUGCGUUGCGAGGGGUAUGGAGUACCUGGCUUCGAAGAAGAUUAUCCACAGGGAUUUGGCUGCCAGAAACGUGCUGGUGGAUCACAAUAAACUUUGCAAAAUAGCCGACUUCGGUAUGUCGAGGUUUGCCAAUGAGGAUGGUGAAAUUAUAGAAACAAGACACGGUAGGAAUGCUCUUCCCAUCCGAUGGAUGGCCCCAGAAUCUCUUAUCUAUUCGCUUUUCACCACGAAAACGGACGUCUGGAGCUUCGGGAUCCUGAUGUGGGAAAUCGUGACUUUAGGUUCUACGCCGUAUCCUGACAUGACGGCGAGAGAAGUGAUGCGCAAUGUGCAGAGCGGAUAUCGCCUCGAGCGUCCUUCGCACUGCCGAAGCGAGCUCUUCAGGGUGAUAUCGAGGUGCUGGCAGGCGGAUCCUGAUCGAAGACCCGAGUUCCAGGUCCUCCGAAGGGACCUGGCGCAGCUCCUGGAGGACAACAUGAACGGACACUACGUCGACUUGGAAAGCUUCGCCUCCGAGUGCACCGACUGAAACGGAACGCUGAGAUUCAAGGGUUGCACCUUUGAUUCUGCAUCUGACUUGUAGCUCCGCGUCUCUUCGCGA